AUGUGUUUCCGAUCAAAAGGCUACGAAUUCUCGACUAAAAUAGCAUCAGAACGUGGUUGUUAUUGUAAUGGGGUGAUUAUGCCACACACGAUCGCAUGGCGUCGUAGCGAGGAUCUCACGCGCAGCACGCAUCCUCAAUACGGGAGUAGCUGUGGCGUGGCGGUGCUGAGCCCACCGGAAAGCAGCGGCUGCAGCAGUAGCGACAUCACUGAACCGCGGUCUCCGUGCAGCCCAGAGUCGGGGUGCAGCAGCGAGGAGAGUUUGGGAGCGCGCAUGCCGCCCUGGGCGAGCGAGCCGGCCCCGCGCCGCCUCGCGGCUCAGCCCGCGCCUGUACGCCGCCCCAACCCCGUGCAUCGCCGUAUCACAGAAUACUUUAACCAUAAGAUGAAGCCACAGAACGGCCUUAAGCGCGACGCCGUUCACAUCGCUAAUGGUGACAGCAAAAAGAAGUGCCUCCCGAAGAAUGGUGUCACGCAAGAUCUCGAGAAAUAUAUUUCCUAUCUAUCUCAAACCCUCAGUCCUAAAGUCUUGCUAGAUGUCGGAAAACAAUCUCAAACGACGCAUAAAUCGCCUCAGUCGACAACUAAUGUUGAAACUAAAAUUAAAGAUCUCAGUAAAUCACCAUUAAAGAGCACAGAUAGUGUGUUGGAUUUCUGCAGGACUAAGGAUAACCAAGAGGUUCAUACGAUGAAUGGUUUCGUAGAAGUAAGACAACUAAAAGAGAAGCCGAGCAAAGAGAAGUUUAACUGUGGCGUUUUAAACGGCUUAACCGACAAUAAGAAAACUGAGCGCGAUAAAAAGUUAUCAUCGGACCCAUCCGCCAAAGUAAAUACUAAUCUUAAUAAGCAGUAUAAUGUAAGUAAUGCAAAUUGCAAUAAUAAAUUGCCAAUAUCGGACACACGUGAAAUAUUUGGCGUUCGAAUCGCUCCAGCCACUUCAAUGAAUCAAACGAGAAAUAAGGUUACAACAGUUAAGACUGAUUCGAAAAUAAAUGGUACCGUUAACCACACAGCAAAAUUAGACAGUAGAAUGAACGGAGUUACACGUGGUUCCAAUAAUCUAAAUUUGGUAAACAAACCUGUUACGACAAAAAAGGAAACAGCUAAAAAGACCACACUUGCUCCAAAACGCACCAACAGAAAGUCUUCAGCGUGUAUCGCUAAUAGUAAGAACCUUUCAUGGUCAAAAGCGAAUAAUCUUAAACAAGUACAGUUACAGAAACAAAACUGUUUGAAUUCAGGAUCGAAACCACCCUUAACAAAAAUGUCAGGGGAAGGAAGCGCACCACCAAAGAUGAAUAUUGCAAACGGUGUAAGACAAGUAUCGAUGACUGUAAACGGAAAUUUAAGUAGCUUAAACGUACCUGUUAAUCAUUUACAUAACGGCCACCAAAUUAAUGUUCAGCAACAGUGCAAUGGAUCUGUAUCCUCAACGACUAUUCCUGCGUUUAUGGCAGUUCCUCAAAAUGUAAUGUUAACUACUCUAAGGAUACCUCAGAAUGGGCUAACCGCUCCCAAUAUAAAUCAACAGGGGGGAAUAGCUACAAUAAACCAAGGAAAUAUUGCAACAUUAAACCAACAGGGUAGUAUAGGUGCGCUAAAUCAACAACCAAACGUUACUUUCAAUCGCCCUAAUGUGACUGUAACGAGUCCGACCAAAAUUAACGGUCAAUUUGUGUUUCCGCUUGUUCAAAAUAUUAAUGGAACUGUCGUGCAAAUACCUAAUCUAAUGGCAAAGAUGCCCAACUUUGUCCUUCCUCAAGCACAACCAUUAACUGCUCAAAGACAAAAUCAUUUACAAAAUCAGCAGACGCAAAUUCUUAUAAACGGCACAUUAUUAAAACUUUCAAAUGCGAUACCUUCAUCGUUUCCGGCUACAAAUAAAACAAACCCUGUCUCAAGCCAGCCUGUAUUAAACAAAAGUUUUCCUGGAAUACAAACUGUCAAUGCGGUAACGCAUCAAAAGCCGAAUUUUAAUGUAAAUUUAAGUCAUCCGAUGCUACUACCACAGCCAGGUUUUAUUGUAACUUCAGUGCCAAACGUCAAGGAGACAUGGAGUUAUUCCACCGUGAAUACGGCCUGUUUAUCGCAAUCAACAUAUUCGAAUCCAAUAGUACAACACCCGCCGCCUAUAGUACCAAGUUUUAGCACUCAAGCAUUACAUUCGAGUAGUAUACCCAUCGCUCCCGUGAAGCCUCCUGACAACCCCAUUCAGGGCACAGAGCCACCAAGCAGUACAGUAAAGGAAUCCGACUUAAGUGACUUAAAUCAAAAGUGUGAUAUUCCAUGGCUGUCUAAAAAUGUUAAUAAUAACAUAGUUCCAUUAGAUACUAAAAAACUCACAUCGAGGCCUUUCGCUGAAAUCGGUUCGGCUAAACUAGCUGGGUUAUUGAAUGAAAAGGUUAUGAAAGAAGGGAUAUUACUAAAGGACAAAGCGAAAGAAGUUAAAAUGGUGCCUGAAGAGCUUAAAAAAGUCGAAGAGGUAUCUAGUUGUGAAGAUACUGUGUUUAGUCACAUAACUGUUUUGAAAGAAGUGUCUUCGAACGUUGAGAGUACUAUGAUAGAAGCUAACUAUAGUAGCGCUACAACGGAGUCUUCGGAAUCAGGAAUAGGAACGGAUAAGUCUAUUGACUCACCUAGUGAUUCGCAAGGUAGCAAAGAGUGUGAUGAAGACUCAUCGUUACUGUCUUUAAGUGUGAGUGUAAGCUCGAUGGAACAAAGUCAAUCCGAAUCGCAGAAGAGCCCUAUACUGAAGCAACCCAAGAUUUUGCGGUUUCCACCUAAAUUUCCAGUGAAAUCAGAUAGUAGACGAAGGAAGUCUAAAUUAGAUGCGACAUCUACGGUAGUAGUAUGUUAUUGGGAAAAAUGCAAGUUAGAAUUUGACAGCGAUACGAAUUUAUUGGAGCACUUACAGGCCGUCCACGUUGAAACGCAAAAUGGCAAGCAGAACUAUGUGUGCCUUUGGGAGAAAUGCAAGGUGCGCGGCAAACCAUCAUGCUCGCGACUAUGGUUGGAGCGACACACCCUUUCACACGGCGGCAACAAACCUUUCAAAUGCAUUGUCGACGGCUGUGACAGAAGAUUCUCCACUCAGACUCUGGUGGAACGGCACGUGAAUCACCACUUCAAUCAGAGUUCGCAGUCAAACGGCAGCAACAGAAAGUCGAAUGAAAAUGGGUCCAAGCUAAUCCGGAGAAAUGGAAAGAAGCUACGGUAUAGGCGACAGCCUUGGUCAGCGCGAAUGUUCGACUUCUUCGACACGGGUAUGAUGCAGGGUCUUCAGUGGCGGCUACUAAGGUGUACCAGAUGGAGGCUUGGAGGUUCUUGUCCUCUUCGGGAACCGCCUGGAAGGCAUACCAUCACUCUUCACGCCGCACUUAGUGCCACUCGAUACAAUGCUAUUGAGGGUAGACGGGAGGCCUUAUUGACAUACUACCCUCCGAAUGUGAUCGAGGAUGAAUGGGUGCCAGAACAAGACGUGAAGCGGGUCAAACGAGUGGAGAUCUCCGAGUUGCCGGCCCACACUAAAGUCAUCCUCUAUGAUCAGUUCUGUAGUUCGUACAAGAAGACACCGACCCCGCCACCAGUUAAGAAGCCCGUCCCACAACCGACGAGACAAUUGCCUCUUCGACAGUGCACGUCUUCCCGUCUACUCAACAACCUACUCGCCAAACAGAAGGCUACUGAGGCUAAGAAUGAGUGCAGCGCCACCAACCUGCCCAUGAUCUACGCGGAGGACGACAGCCCAAAGUGCGAAGUCAGCGGCGCCAAGAAGAGGAAGCUCGGCAGAAGACAGGGCGGAAACGCCUUUUGGCCCAGCGGACGGUAG
Molecule: messenger RNA, 3828 nt
Organism: Pieris macdunnoughi
Lineage: Eukaryota; Metazoa; Arthropoda; Insecta; Lepidoptera; Pieridae
Source: the annotation of a GenBank genome assembly